Molecule: messenger RNA, 783 nt
Organism: Capronia epimyces CBS 606.96
Lineage: Eukaryota; Fungi; Ascomycota; Eurotiomycetes; Chaetothyriales; Herpotrichiellaceae
Exons: 1
Coding region: 1-783 (260 amino acids)
Source: RefSeq, a predicted model, not a curated record
AUGACGCAGAUUCUCUCCCCAGCCGCGACAGAUACUUCAGCAUCGCAUUCGGUGGGUAAAAGUGGUGGACCGAAUGCACCUGCGCCUUUGGAAUUCCAUACCAAGCCCACCGAAACCAUCAUUCCUGCGGCUCAUGGCUAUGCUGAAGCUCUGAAAGCCGGCACCAUCUUCCGUCUGGUCGAUCUUCACGGGCUCCAAAUCAUCGACAUGAGCGCAUUUGUUCUCCCCUACGCCUAUGGCUCGAUAGCAUCAGCAGAACAUCUUUCUCCAUCCUACACAUUACACCACACGAGAGGGACACCCAUCACAGUGGGCGAGCCCAUCUACUCCAACAUGGACCGAGAACUCCUCCGCCUGGUUGGCGACACGUGCAAAACGCACGACAUGACCUUCAUGUCAUGCUUCCCCAAGAUGUAUGAGGACCGCGGCCUGCCAGGCCAUAGAUCGUGUGCACAGAAUAUGGUGGAAGCCUUCUCCCGGUUCGGUAUGCAAGGCCUUCCCGAAGUGAGGGAGCCCUUCAAUGUGUUUCAGAAUUCACCCUACUUUUGCAAAAAGGCCUUGAACUGUUCGAGGCCCGGCGAUUGGGUCGAGUUUGAGGUGCUGCUGGACUGCGUCGUCGGUUGGAGCUCCUGUCCUUUUGAUCAGGAGGGUUGGUCGGGCGGGACUCCCACGGAUGUGUUGGUGGUCACUGGUUUAUCUAAGGGGGAAAAUGGACUGACAAGUGAUUAUGAAAUGAGCGAGGAUACCUAUAAAAGGAUCUACGGAAAAGGAAAACACGAGUGA